CGUAGCUGAGAGCAGCUGCUGACCCAAACUCAGGCUUUAAGGUGAGCUGGUGUGUCAGCGUCACACUGCUUUGGACAGCAUGAAGGCUUUCUUAUUCACCUGUAUGCUGGUGCCGUGGCUGGUGGCAGCCUCGGCCGGGAGGUUUGACCAGGUCUCACAGGUGAUACCGGGAUCUCUACCUGGCAGGGAGCUGAACGGAUACUUCAGUGACCAUUCAAAGUCAAGGAGGGCUAGGAGGGACCUGGUUCCUGCUGAUGAACCUAAUGACACCCCGAGCCCAGAGGGAGCAGACGCUUUAGACCUACCCACCUGCCUGCUGUGUGUGUGCCUGACUGGCUCAGUGUACUGUGAGGAGGUCAGUCCAGACAUGACCAGUGUUCCCACGCUGCCUAAAGAGACGGCCUACCUGUAUGCCCGCUUCAACAAGAUUAAAAAGAUCAGCACCAAAGACUUUGCUGAGAUUGUGACUCUGAAGAGGAUCGACUUGACAGGGAACCUGAUCUCAGAGAUUGAAGAUGGAGCGUUCUCUAAGCUAACCCUGCUGGAGGAAUUGUCUCUGGCUGAGAACAGGCUGGUCAAACUUCCUAUGCUUCCUGCCAAACUCACAUCCUUCAACGCCAACAACAACUUCCUCAAAACCAAGGGUGUCAAAGCCAAUGCUUUCAAGAAACUAACCAAGCUAGGCAACCUGUUCCUGGCCAAUAACCAGCUGGAAGCUGUUCCACACAUCCCAGAGAGUGUUCGGAUCUUACAUCUACAGAACAACAACAUCACUGAUGUCAACAAAGACACCUUCUGCAGGUCUAACGACACCUACUACCUACGACUAAGCCUCAAUGAGGUCCGUCUGGAGGGCAACCCCGUGGUGUUGUCCAAGUACCCUGACAGCUUCACCUGUAUGAAGGUACUGCCUAGCGGACGGUACCGCUGAGGAGGCAGAAACUUUACUGUAGCCCCUUGUUGCUGACAGAGCAGUUUUCCCACAACACAGUGCUGGGGGAUACCGUGAUGCUCUGGAUUCUGGGGCACUGGUCCCCUGGUGUCAAAGUUUUUACUUCAGCAAACCUACAAACAGCUUGUGACACUGUCAGGUCAAAAUGAAACCAUUCACAGGACUGAAGGUGUAGAAUUGAAAGAGUUUCUCUUCUCUGGCUUUCAUCAGUACUAGUUUAUCUGUCUGUAGUACUUUGUCAGUACUACUGUGGAGUAUCAGGCAUUUGUCUGUAAGAAGCUGCAUAUGAGAGUUGUUGAGAGUCACAGACACAUGAAUUGGUGCAAACCCACCUGAGAAGGUGUGUGAAGUCUUCAAUAUGCUUCAAACUAACUGUUUGACCAUGUGUUGAAUCCGCAUUUCUACUAGUCUCUCUGAACGCACUUUCAGAGAGACUGGAAAAAAGUCAUUGAAGAGUUCAGAAAAAGAAGAACAAGAAGAAAACCCAGCCUACUCUCACACCUAUAUAAACCUGGCCAAUCGCUACUUAAAGUGGACAUGUUUGUCAGUUUGUCUGUUUGGACAACAUAUAAAAGCAGUCUUACACAGUUUUUGAUUCUGCCAUUGUAAAGGGGGCUUCAGAUGCUGUUCUAAAUUUUACAAAACACUUGGUUUGAAGCAUACUGAGGCAUUCACAGUAGGACUCUACAUCGGCCUCUAGCUCUAAGACAGCCUAAACGAUUUAGGCCACCUGUUCAGUAAACACCACAGGUGAGGUGCCUUCUGAAUGUCUUUCGCACAGGUGAUGUAAUUACCAGUAGAGCUGAUAUAACCCUGAUAUGAAUGACUCCACAGCCACAGUCCAAUUUAUUGUCUCAUUUUGACCUGACGCUGUACUACCUGGAUGAAUGAAACUACACAAAACGCUGGUGACACUGAACCAACACGCCUGCAGCCACAAGCCAGCAGGCUUGCCUAUGACUACCUGUGCCGAUUAAUCUAAAAUACAACAGGCCAAUGUUUUCACACUCUUUGUGAAAUGGAUUUCAAAACAGGAGUGUUUCGUUGCUAGUAAAUAUAAGUUGUAAAGAAAAAAAUCCAAAUUUAAGAUAUUACUGCAACCCUCUAAAUAUCGUUGCUGCUUUUACUGACCUUAACAAGCAUCUUAUAUAGUGUGAAAUCUUAAUUCAACAUGACCCCCAUGUUUUCACCUUGCUUAUUGUGGGUCUUUAGGACAGACAUCACUGCAAGAACAAUACAUGCCUGAGGCAGAGAGAGAGUUAGACUACCACACCCUACAAAAGUAAAAGCUUCAACAGAAGUUUUGUCUGACAUACCAUCACAACUGAAUAAAAAUCUUAGAAUUAUAUCAAGAGACAGCAUUUCUAGAUGUUUCUGGGUAAACAUCAAUUGAAAGUAAAUAUUCUUUUGCAAUAUUUUUCUUUUUCUGUUCUGAGACAUGAUGCUACCGUGUCUUCCAAACCGGACUGAAGUCAGUUUAGUCACACAAAAGGAAUACUUGAUACCUGCAUGCUGAUUUUUAGUCGUCUUUUCUUCAACUGAACCUUGUGUCGUGGCAGUGGAAAAAGUUUCUGAAAUGGCACUUAAAGAAAAAUAGCCUGUGAGCAUUGUUAACAUUUGUCGUUACAUUAAUUUUAUGUUGUUAUGAGAUUUCAUUCUUGUCAGACUAUUGAUCCCAGCUGACUCAGACAGCUGAUAAACAUUAAACUGUCUUGAACUGCCAGCAGGAAUAGUCUGUAAAUACUUUUCUCAUUAAGCGCUGUCUCAGAACAAAUAGUAGAAAUAAACACAACACUCUGGGCUUUGCUCUGCCAUUGCGUGAAUGAAUUUCAUUUUCAAUUAUUCCAUUACUAAUGCUUCUCAAUAAGGGCAAUGGCCAUGUAGACUUGUCCAGCUGCAGGCUUUCUUAAGUAUUUGGUGACUUAACUUCACUUUGUUCUUUUUAAUUUAUAGACUCCAGCUGAAGUGACCUGGGGAGCAAUGUAUCUAUGAACUAUAGUAAUGUGAAAAUUACUCCUCUCUCUUUUGUCUUCUUAAAAAAUGUCUCGCUUGUGUCCCAAACUCUUCCCUUCCAGUAAUAAAAAAUUACUUUAGAAAUUAUUACUGAUGUGAAUAAGAUAGUGGUGUACAGGAAGAUGUGUAUGUGACAUGGCUAUGUUUUUAAGAUAUUUUAAUAAAGUUAAACUUUUUUUUU
This is a messenger RNA of Toxotes jaculatrix (banded archerfish), 3146 nucleotides long. It is a transcript of the gene ogna, whose product is annotated as osteoglycin, paralog a. The transcript has 6 exons. The record is from RefSeq and is a predicted model, not a curated record. The coding region runs from base 80 to 931 and encodes 283 amino acids. Gene Ontology annotation, molecular function: protein binding. NCBI's taxonomy places the organism in Eukaryota, Metazoa, Chordata, Actinopteri, Toxotidae.